GUUUGGUUAAACCCUUUUCCAUAUUCCCCCCCUCCUUCUACUCUUCCCCUGUAUUCCCUAACCCUGUCUUCAUCCCUCCCAACGCGAUGUCCGACGAGCACGACAACCUCGCCCCUGUAGCUCCUUUGAGGGGAGAAACUCGGGCUUCAGUGGCCGGUACGCCUGCGAUUACUUCCACUGCUGAUUCAAUGGAGGGUGUAGUUGUUGAGACCUCGAGUUUUGAUAAUAAUGGAGAUGGGGUUGUGGACCCUUUGUUCGAGGAGCAACCAGGCGAGGGCGAGAGCACUGACUUAAUCGUCAUAAAGGACGGAGACGACGGUGACGAGGGUGAAGAACACGAUGGUAAUGGGGUCCUAGCGAGAAUUAAGAGACAAACAUACGCAGAUUUCCUCUCAACUCCAUCCGUAACCAUCAAUAUCGGGGACAUCGAAAACGGCGGUUCCGUACUAUCAGCCCACCAAGCCUUCCUCUUGCGAAGCCCUUACCUGACCGAAGUCUGUUCCUCCUAUACCCAUGACACCCCUGCUUCCGAGCGCGUGGUCAACCUCCCCGACGAGGAUCUCGACGCAGUUGGGUGCUUUCUACAGUACCUUUACACAGACGAGUAUUCCCCACGCCUCGUCCCGAACCCGCAAAGACCGGAUGAUACAAUCCUCGAGGCUCUAGAUCCAGACCUAGGCGUGCAGAAAGACCUCGAUGGCAGCCACUUGCUCAAGCAUGCCAAGAUCUACACACUCGCUGAGAAACUCGGAAUGGAUGAAUUGAAAACUCUAGCUCACGCUAAAAUCCACAAGAUCAAUUCUACGGCGAAGGGAGAAUUGGAAUACGCAAGAUUCGUAUAUGCCAAUACCCCCCGCGAAGACAAGACUAUUCGGACGCCGAUCGCUACCUAUUGGGCUCACAAGAGUCAUGUCCUCCGCCACGAAGCUGAAGACGAAUUCCGUGGCAUGAUACUCGAGUUCCCGCAAUUCGCUUACGAUAUGCUAUCCAUUGUUCUAGACCAGAAGGAGAAGAAGAACGUUCAUAGGGAUGAACGCGAGGGGACGGAAAUCAUGGCGCCGCCGGGAACCGCUGAGAAGACGAGAGGAUCCGCAAGGAAACGACCGAGGACUUCGAGUGUUAUUUAAUUUGGCGGGGUCUGCCACCCGAGGGGUGAGAAGGCAAUGUAUUAUCAAAGCGUUCUUUCUUUUUUUCUUUUUUUCUUUCCUUAUUCUGUAUUCUUCCUUGAAGGGGGUUGAAGAAAAGCUAGCAGCAUGUGAAGGAAGGAAGAAGAAAAGAGGGUCUUAACCUCGUUAGUCUUUUUUUGUACCGCCUUUUUUUUUAGGAGCUUAUUUCCUUCGUCCCAACCUGGAGAUGGGGGUUUGUCGUUGCUGACCAUAGCAUUCCCUAUGCUAUCUUUUCCCCCCUUGCUCCCUCGCUCGACCGAGCCAAUGACUCGUUCCGGUCUAACUUAUAACUACUCAUGUUUGCUAUCACCUUUUUUGUCUCCUCUUUGUCUGUCCAUCUAUUGCAAGGUCUCUGCGCUAGUAGGUUUGUUAUCUUAUCUGACAAUUCAUAUUUUUUUCGUUCGACGCCAGCAAAAAAAAA
Molecule: messenger RNA, 1587 nt
Organism: Tuber melanosporum (Perigord truffle)
Lineage: Eukaryota; Fungi; Ascomycota; Pezizomycetes; Pezizales; Tuberaceae
Exons: 3
Coding region: 87-1127 (346 amino acids)
Molecular function (GO): protein binding
Source: RefSeq, a predicted model, not a curated record